This is a messenger RNA of Juglans microcarpa x Juglans regia, 753 nucleotides long. RefSeq lists its product as uncharacterized. The record is from RefSeq and is a predicted model, not a curated record. The transcript has 3 exons. NCBI's taxonomy places the organism in Eukaryota, Viridiplantae, Streptophyta, Magnoliopsida, Fagales, Juglandaceae. Bases 280 to 609 code for a protein of 109 amino acids.
CCGUUUCCCGCAUUUUUCCUUCAAUUUCAUGCAUCUUCGUCACUAGGUUCUGUUUGGUUGGUGAGGAAAUUUCGGAAAUCAACCGUCGUACAAAGUCUUCGUGUAUCAGAUUAAAGCGAAAGCAUUAGUAUGUCUGUAUUUGUUUAUAUUCCCGCCUCUUUUACUCUGGAUUCUCUACAACGACGCAGGGCGAAAAGAUUCCAUAAAAUGUGUAGCGAGAUAUCGACAAAUGUGUAAUGCAAGUUAAUUGUGUGACAGGUUAUGUGAGAGCUGACUGUAAUGAUGUCGCGGCCCUGGGUAUUGGUUUGUCUGCUCCUGUUAAUUGUAUUUACAUCACAGUUUGAGUGGAAGCAACAAUACGGGAAUGAACUGGAAGCAAGUCCAAACGCUUCCCAGAAACAGCGUUAUAUAUCUGACAGGGAGGAAUCAGUGAAAGAAAAAAUUAUACUCUCUCAAGAGAAGAAUAUUCAGAAACUUAACGAGCUUGUGCGGAGUCUUCGAGAGCAAUUGGUACAGUGCAAGGGUGAAAGUGAGGUGGUCAAUGGCACAGUGACCCCUUUGACUGAACUUCUAACUGAGCUUGAGCGUCAUCCAAUCUUGGAGGAUUAGUUAUGGUUUUGGACAUGUUGAAUCAAUAUUCUAAUAUCCUGUAAGUAGGAAAUCUAAUUUCCUUCGUAAGCUAUCUUGAUCCUUACAAGGUUCUAUCAACAUUGUUACAGUUGACUUGCAAUUCAUAACAUUAAUUCCACCUUC